AUGAGGGCCAAGCGAUCCAAGAAGUACCGCAAGCUCAUGCACCAGUAUGAGCUUACGUUCGGAUUCCGCGAGCCAUAUCAGGUCCUAGUGGACUCCAACUUCCUCCGCGCCGUCCACAACUUCAAAAUGGAACUGAUUCCUGCCUUGGAGCGCACCCUUCAAGGAAAACCCAAGCCGCUCCUCACCAAAUGCUCCCUCGCCGCCAUCAUGGCCUCCCAACCCAUCAAUCCACGAACCAACAACCCCUACCGCCCCGACCACCUUCCCCCGCCCACCAUCCUCCCGCUCCGCCACUGCUCGCACAACGCCGACUCUUCGCCCAUUGACGAAGUCGCCUGUCUGCUCUCCUUACUUUCUCCCUCUACCGACACGAAAAAGAACAAGGAGCACUAUAUCCUCGCAACGGCGGAUCCCCACCCCGCCGAGAAGAAGGAUAAGGCUGCGGAGUCUUCGGCCGCGGGGCGGAAGCGCAAGCGCGAUGUGGAGGAUAAGGCUGAGGCUGCGCUGCGGAAGGCGAGGGAUUUGCGCCGCCAGGCGCGGUCCAUUCCCGGUGUGCCGAUCAUCUAUGUGAAGCGGUCGGUCAUGGUGUUGGAGCCUAUGAGUGACCCGUCGGAUGCAAUUCGCGAGGGCGUGGAGCAGGGCAAGUUCCGGGUUGGGCUGACUGACAAGGCGACGAAGACGGAGCGUGCUGCUGCUGCUGCGGGCGGCGCUGCGGAGGGGGAGAAAAAGAAGAAAAAGGACCUGAAGAAGGCGAAGGCACCGAAUCCGUUGAGUAUGAAGAAGCCGAAGAAGAGGGUGCAGGAGCCUGGGGUGAAGGCGGGGAAGCCGAAGAGGGAGGAGAAUGAGGAGAAGCCGACUGAGAAGGAGGCGGAGGGAGACGGAGAUGGAGAGGCGGCACCGAAAGCGAAGCGCAGACGUCGUCAUCAUAAUCGCCGCGCGAAGCCGGAUGGAGAUGGGGAGGGUGCUGAGGCGCCGGCCGAUGUCAUGGAUGAUUGAUUGAUUGAUUGACUGCUUGCUUCGCUAGGGUUUUAUUCUGUUUGAUUUGUUGGCUCGACAUGUCAUGGUACGGCGUUCGGCGGAUCGAUAUAAAAGUGUCCAUAUAUGAACUGUGUAUAGGUAGUUACUCUGAUAUCGAUAGAACGAUAUUCCAACAUUCAGCACCACAUCC
Molecule: messenger RNA, 1168 nt
Organism: Aspergillus sclerotioniger CBS 115572
Lineage: Eukaryota; Fungi; Ascomycota; Eurotiomycetes; Eurotiales; Aspergillaceae
Product: rRNA-binding ribosome biosynthesis protein UTP23
Exons: 3
Coding region: 1-996 (331 amino acids)
Cellular component (GO): nucleolus; small-subunit processome
Molecular function (GO): small ribosomal subunit rRNA binding
Source: RefSeq, a predicted model, not a curated record